Messenger RNA from Suillus subalutaceus, 941 nucleotides. RefSeq lists its product as uncharacterized. The transcript is spliced from 2 exons. The coding region runs from base 194 to 694 and encodes 166 amino acids. Lineage: Eukaryota; Fungi; Basidiomycota; Agaricomycetes; Boletales; Suillaceae. The record is from RefSeq and is a predicted model, not a curated record.
CUUAGAGUCAGAUCCCCGCUCCAAGCAUGACCGAAAAGCCUCUUAGAAAGUCCCCGUCUCAACUGUCCUCUAAAACUCAUCUCUUCUCAGCUUCGUUUUGUUCACCAUUCCCUUUUGAACUCAUACCCAGCCUUACAUCCCAAAUUAUACCGUGGCUAAUCAUACACCUUUGCCUUCCAUCUUCGACCAUAAUAUGUCUACCUCUGGGUUCUCGCCAUACAACACCUUACCACCUCAAUGGCAGACUCGUGCCGUCGCUCAGCCAGGACACCCAAGUUUGCCAUCCAUACCUAUGAUACCUCCACCAUCAGCAGUGGAAUCUUCACAAUUUCCAUUCGUAAUGCAACACCAUGCAAUUCAUGGUGAACAAAUGGGCUACCUCUCAAACCAGCUACCGAACAAUCAGCCCUAUUCAUUCCUGCUUCAUAGUCAUCCUUCAUCUCCCCUCCUGUCCUGCCGAUGGCUAAAUGACGACGUCAUUAUACACUGUGGAUUUACAGGGACACUGAGGGAGUUAAAGUUACACUGUGCCACCGUCCAUUUUACUGGACCGAAAAUCGCGCGGAUCACAUGCCACUGGGAGGGUUGUGACUACUACAAGUGCAAGGACCCCACAGUUUGCGCCAUGCGGUGCGACUUGGUGUGGCGUCAUAUUUGUGAGAUACAUUUGGGGUUGAAGAGGGGUAGUAUCUAGGCUUCUGCACUUCUUUGCAUUGAAAUUUUGGUGAUUCCUCGUGUUGGACUUCUGCUAGCUGUCCCAUGCUUUCUUAUGUUGUUAGGUCUGUUGUCGUCAAACCCGCGCCUUGUUCCUAUGGACCAUUCGCCAUGAGUUUACUUAGUCUCACGUUUCAUAGUUUCUUAUUGGACCAUUAAAAUAUUUUAUAGUCUAUGUACGUGAGCAUGUAUUCGCGGCCAAGCCCGCUAAUGCCCAUGGACCUUCU